AUGGCAACGUCUUGGCGUUUGCUGCUCAAUCGGACGUUGCCCGCUACACGCCACCCGCACGCGCAUCACUCGCUGCCAUCCCCUUCCCGCCUCUCGCGCCUCUCAUCGCCGCGGCGGCACCCAGCGACCCUGCACGCGUCUCGCCUAGCCCCCUCCCUCGCCACCUCACCGUCGCUCCUCUCCUCCGCGCCGCGCGUCUCCCCUCUCCCCGCUCGGCGCGCGUCGUCGCGGCACACUUUAUCGCGCGCUGCGUCGGUGCGGGCGGCAGCUGACGCGGGAAGCGAUGGCGUCGGCCCCGCCACCGCGGAAGCACCCUCACCUCCUGCAGCAGCGCCAGCAGCAGCAGUGGAUCCAGCGGUGGCGGGCAGCUCCUUGAGGCGGCGGUUCCUGGAGUUCUACGCGGCGAGGGGCCAUGCCGUGCUGCCGUCCGCGUCGCUGGUGCCGGCCGACCCCACCGUGCUGCUCACCAUCGCCGGCAUGCUGCCCUUCAAACCCGUCUUCCUCGGCCAGGUGGGGUCCCCUCGUUCUCCCAUUGCCCCAUCCCCCCCACCCAUGCCCCCAUCCCCCCACCCAUGCCCCCAUCCCCCCACCCAUGCCCCCAUCCCCCCACCCAUGCCCCCAUCCCCCCACCCAUGCCCCCAUCCCCCCACCCAUGCCCCCAUCCCCCCACCCAUGCCCCCAUCCCCCCACCCAUGCCCCCAUCCCCCCACCCAUGCCCCCAUCCGCCCACCCAUGCCCCCAUCCCCCCACCCAUGCCCCCAUCCCCCCACCCAUGCCCCCAUCCCCCCACCCAUGCCCCCAUCCGCCCACCCAUGCCCCCUUCCCCCCACCCAUGGCCCCAUCCCCCCACCCAUGCCCCCGUCCCCCCACCCUUGGCCCCAUCCCCCCACCCAUGCCCCCGUCCCCCCACCCUUGGCCCCAUCCCCCCACCCAUGCCCCCAUCCCCCCACCCAUGCUUCCAUCCCCUCCCAUGCCCCCCUAUUUUUCCACCCCAUGCUUUCAUUACUCCUGUCAUGCUCCCAUCGCCCCUUCCCCACACCGCAAUCCUACAAAUCCCACUUCCACCUCUGCGGUGCCGAGCAGUGCGCCCCUUCUAUGCCGAGCAGUGCGCCCCUUCUAUGCCGAGCAGUGCGCCCCUUCUAUGCCGAGCAGUGCCGCUCAGCGUGCGUGGGCGACAACGAGCCAGCGCCGCGGUGUGUGCGCAGCAACGAUGUGGAGAACGUGGGGCGCACCCCACGGCACCACACCACCCGCCUUGCCAUCUGUCCUUCCACCAUCCCGCCCACCUUCCACCAGGUGCCGCCCAGUGUGCCGCGCGCCACAACGAGCCAGCGGUGCGUGCGGACGAACGACGUGGAGAAUGUGGGGCGAACGGCACGGCACCACACCUUCUUUGAGAUGCUCGGCAACUUCAGCUUCGGCGAUUACUUCAAGCAGGACGCGUGCCAGUGGGCCUGGCAGCUCGCCACUCAGGAGUUUGGAAUACCGGAGGAGCGCAUCUGGGUGAGCGUCUUCCGUGAUGACGACGAGACGUACGCCAUCUGGAAGGACCAGGUGGGCGUGAGUCCAGAGCGCAUCCAGCGGCUGGACGAGGAGGACAACUUCUGGGCGAGUGGGCCCACGGGGCCGUGUGGGCCGUGCAGCGAGCUCUACUACGACUUCCACCCUGAACGUGGCAUCGAGGGCGCUGAUAUGGGAGACGACUGGCGGUUAAUAGAGUUCGACAACCUGGUGUGCAUAGAGAGCAACCGCUCUACCCCUGCUCCUGCCCAACCGCCCCCUGCUCUCAUGUGCUGUGACCUGGGAGACGACUCGCGCUUCAUAGAGUUCUACAACCUUGUCUUCAUGGAGAGCAACCGCCGCGACGACGGGGGGUUGGAGGCGCUGCGCUGCAAGAACAUCGACACGGGGCUCGGCCUUGAACGCCUCGCUCAGAUCCUGCAGCAGGUACCGAGCAACUACGAGACGGAUCUCAUCUUCCCCAUUGUGCAGCGCGCAGCCCAGCUGGCGGGGGUGGACUACCACAGCGCGGAUGAGGACACCAAGCGCAUGCUCAAGGUGAUAGGCGACCAUGCGAGGGCCGUGGUGCACCUGGUGGCGGACGGCGUGUCACCUUCCAAUCUCGGCCGCGGCUACGUCGUGCGCCGCCUCGUGCGCCGCCUUGUGCGCACCGCCCGCCUUCUUGGCAUCAACUCAGGCAGCGGCGCCACCACCACUCACACCGACACCGCCAAUGGCAACGGCAGUGCUGCUGGGGGUGGCGACUCUGCCUUCCUGCCAAUCAUCGCUCAACAGGUUGGGAUGAAGCCUCCUCCUUGCUCCAUCUGUUUCGCUGCAGCUGCAUGCCUGACGCUUCCUGCGUCCAACCCCCCCUUCAUGUACCUCUGCCCCUUUUAUGUGCCUAUUCAUCCAGUCCUUCACCUUGCCGUCUCAACCCCUCCAUCUCAACCCCUGCAUCUCCUCUCCUUACCCCCUCCACCACCUGUUCGUGGGCGGCAGGGAGCAGCCACGAGCAGCAGUGCCAAUGCGCCUGUGCUUCCUCCCCUGCGCGCCCCACGUCGUCUCCCCUACCCACCUCCUCCCCCUUCCCCUCCCCCAGGUGAUAGCGAUGAGCAGGGGCAUCAACAGCAACGUGGCGGAGCGCGCCGAGCGAGUGGUGGAGGAGUGCCAGGGGGGGCAUGGAAUGCAGGGGGGGCUGUGAUAGCCAUUAGCGCAGACAUCAACAGCAACGUGGCAGAGCGCGCAGAGGGAGUGGUGGAGGAGCCACGAGCAGCACUGCCAGUGAUAGCCAUGAGUGCGGACAUCAACAGCAACGUGGAAGAGCGCGCGGAGCGGGUGGUGGAGGAGCUGAGGCGCGAGGAGGAGCGGUUCGUGGCCACACUGGAGCGAGGGGAGAAGAUGCUCGACCUGCUGCUCUCGCAGGCCCUCGCCCACGCUGCUGAUGCUGCUGCUGCAGGAGGGGAGGGAGGGGAAGGGGCGGGGGUGGCGGCGGGGGCGGUGUUGAGUGGGCGGGAUGCGUUUGUGCUGUACGACACGUACGGGUUUCCCGUGGAGAUCACGGAGGAGGUGGCGCGGGAGAGGGGCGUGGCCGUGGACAUGGCGGGCUUUGAGCGAGAGAUGGCUGCUCAGAGGAAGCAGUCGCAGGCGGCGCACAGUGCCAUCAAGCUGGCAGUGGGCGGGGCAGCAGCGGACCUGGCAGGGCAGGUGCCCGAGACAGAGUUCGUGGGGUACUCGUGCCUCGCCUCCUCCUCGCCCGUGCUGGCGCUCGUCGUUGAGGGCAAGGUGGUGGAGCGCGCAGCAGCGGGGCAGGCGGUGGACGUGGUGCUGGCGCGCACUCCCUUCUAUGCCGAGGGGGGCGGGCAGAUCGCCGACUGGGGGCACAUGCGCGUGCUGCAGGGGGGAGGGGGGGAGGGAGGGGCGGUGGUGCGUGUGCGGGACGUGCAGCGCGCGGGGGGAGGGCUGUGGCUGCACCGGGGGGAGGUGGAGGAGGGCGAGGUGUGUGUGGGGGACGAGGUGGAGGCGGUGGUGGAUGAGGAGCAGCGUCUGCGCGCACAGGCGCACCACACGGCAACGCAUCUCCUACAAGCAGCGCUGCGCGAGCAGUUGGGGCCGGACGUGGCGCAGGCGGGCAGUCUGGUGGCGUUCGACCGGCUGCGCUUUGACUUCCACUUCCCGCGCGCCGUCAUGCCCGCCGAGCUCACCGCCGUGGAGGCGCGCGUGAACAAGUGGAUCGCCGCUGGUGCUGCCGUCACGGCGGCCGUCAUGCCCAUUGCUGACGCCAAGGCUGCUGGCGCGAUUGCGAUGUUUGGGGAGAAGUACGGCGACGAGGUGCGCGUGAUCGACGUGCCGGGCAUCAGCAUGGAGCUGUGUGGCGGCACUCACGUGGGCAACACGGCGCACAUCCGCGCCUUCAAGCUGCUCUCCGAGGCCGGCAUCGCGGCGGGUGUGAGGCGCAUUGAGGCCGUGGCGGGGGAGGCGGCAGUGGACCUGCUGCACCAAUGGGACGGCGUUGUCAAGGCGCUCUCCUCCUCCCUCAAGGUGCACUCUCCUCCUCCCUCAAGGUGCGCUCUCCUCCUCCCUCAAGGUGUGUCCAUGCAGGCCCUUCGUCUCCUCACUGCAUACCCACACGUCUGUUCUGCACCCGUCGUUGCACUGCUGCACUAUUUGGUGAAGGCGGAGGAGGUGCCGGCGCGAGUGGCGGCGCUGCAGGAGGAGCUGCGGGCGGCCCGCAGCGAGGCGGAGAGCCUGAGGGGCGACCUGGCUGUGGCGCGCUCCCAGCUGCUGCUGGGGCAGGCAGAGACUGUUGGGGCUAUGGGGUGCAGGGUGCUGGUAGCGGAGCUGCCAGGGGUGACAGCAGACGCCCUCAAGACGGCCGCAGAGAGCCUGGCGGCACAGCUGUCGGGCGGCAGCAGUGAGAGUGCGGUGGUGCUGGCGUCCGGCAGCAGCGAGGAGGGCAAGGUGGCCAUCGUGGCUCUGCUCAGCCCCGCGGUGGUGAAGGCGGGCGUGAAUGCGGGCAAGCUGGCGGGCGCCAUGGCGCGCGUGUGUGGGGGAGGGGGAGGGGGGCGCCCCAACUUUGCGCAGGCAGGGGGCAGGCAGCCGGAGAAGCUGCCGGAGGCACUGGCUGUGGGCAGGGCGGAGCUCAUGAAGCAGCUGGGGGCGUAG
Molecule: messenger RNA, 4662 nt
Organism: Closterium sp. NIES-65
Lineage: Eukaryota; Viridiplantae; Streptophyta; Zygnematophyceae; Desmidiales; Closteriaceae
Source: the annotation of a GenBank genome assembly